AUGAACUAUGACAAUUAUAACCAAAAUGGCAGUUAUAGAAACCAUGGAAUCCAAGGGAAUUGUGGUAGCUAUAACAACCAUAGUUAUAAUGGUCAAGGUCAUGACCAAGGAUAUGGGGACUAUAACCAAGGUCAUGGUAACCAUAAUCACGAUAGUGGCCAAAAUCAAUGUAGAGGUAAUUGGAACAAUCAAGGUAGGGGAAAUUUACAAUCGAAUGGUCAAAGAGAUGCCGCACUUGGAUUUGUUCCAAAUACCCAAGAGCAUAGUGAUAACUUGUAUGAUAAAUCAUUUUCCUCUAGGAGUUUCUUGGAAGGUGUCAUAGAGAAGCAAGCCAAAUUGUUGGACACCAAAAUGACCCUAAGCAAUGGGAAAUUCAAUGACAUGUUAACUUGCCAUAAGGGGUUAGAGAACCAAAUUUCUCAAUUGGCUAAUGAGUUUAAGGAAUUUACAAAUCUUUCUUCUUUGUCUUCACAAAGCUUAGAUCUUAAGAGCCCUAUGAAUGCUAUUGUAACUAGAAGUGGUCGGGUCCGUAAGAGUGAAAUCUCUAAGAAGAGUGAUGUUAAUGAUAGUCCUCGCAAUGGCCAAAUUGAGAAUGAGGGAGAUGAGAAUACUUUAGGGCACAAGCUAGACGAGCAAUUUGGGAAAUCUAUAGAGAUGCUUAGACAACUGCAUCUUACUCUUCCUUUUACCGAUAUGAUAGAACAAAUGCAAAAUUAUGCGAAGUUUUGUAAGGAAAUUUUGAGUGGAAAAAGAACUUGUGAUGUGGCGAAAACAGUUAACUUGACCGAGAAUUUUAGUGAAAUCAUAUUGAACAUCCCACCUAAGUUGAAGGAUAUCGGAAACUUUUCUAUCCCUUGUGAUAUUUAUAAAAUGCAAAUUGAUAAUUCCUUGUGUGAUUUAGGAGCUAGUGUUAGCAUCAUGCCAUACUCGGUAUAUCAAAGACUAGAGAAGGGAGAACUUUUACCUACCAACAUUACCUUGCAACUAGCCGAUAGAUCAAUUAGGAUCCCAAGGGGCAAGGUAGAGGAUGUUCCUUUAAGGGUAGGAAAGUUCAUCAUUCUGGUAGAUUUUGUGGUCCUUGACAUAGAUGAGAUAGGUGCUCCUAGCAAGGACAUGGCUUUGUAUGAGAGCUUGUUGGAUGGAAGCGUUGAUGGAAGUGAUGGGAAAAUUUUCAUGAAAAUCUAA
Molecule: messenger RNA, 1185 nt
Organism: Chenopodium quinoa (quinoa)
Lineage: Eukaryota; Viridiplantae; Streptophyta; Magnoliopsida; Caryophyllales; Amaranthaceae
Exons: 3
Coding region: 1-1185 (394 amino acids)
Source: RefSeq, a predicted model, not a curated record